Molecule: messenger RNA, 1208 nt
Organism: Bursaphelenchus xylophilus (pine wood nematode)
Lineage: Eukaryota; Metazoa; Nematoda; Chromadorea; Rhabditida; Aphelenchoididae
Source: the annotation of a GenBank genome assembly
AUGAACGGCCAGACCUCCCCGUUCAGCUGUUUCAACCCCUUCCUCUCCAUUUACCCGCCAUUGCCUCCGGUUUUCAUUCCGCCUUUAAUUCCGGCCCAGUCUUCUUCGAUUUCAUCAAUUUCAACGGGUUCCAAUGACUCUUCAACGGCCUCAAGCACUCCAAAAAUGAAAAUGGACUCGUUCAGUUCACCAAUCAAGCGAGAAGAGUUGAGCAAAGAGAACAAGGCCCAGAUGUUUCUGAUAGAGAAACUGCUCCAGUUAAGUCAAAAUGCCAUAAAUCAAAGUAAGCGAGCAACCCCGGAGAUGCGAACAUCGCCCGAGGUAAUGGCCUCGUCGUCUCCUCCUAUCAUCCCACCUGUAAGUCGUCACUUUCACCAGAGUUUGUAUUAAUCUAGAGGUGUAUUCAUUGUAUUCUCAAAUUAAUUCCUUUUAGUUAUUGCCAGUGCUUCGAACAAUUCCUCAACCCUCAGUGCCUUCUGUAGAAUACGUAAAUGGUGGAUAUGGAGUCAAGAAUCCUUUACUCCAGGCUGUGGGGACAUCUUCUCCGACCAUUGAUACCACCCCCGCUCCGACAACUACACCCGGGAUUUAUCGAUGUAGGAUUUGUGGGAAGGUACGGGAAACUGUGUUCAUUGACUCUCACGUAGCUUGGCUCAAAGAUAAACAAAGACUUCUUUGCAGGAAUUCCAUCUACAACGUCUCCUCAACCGUCACGCCAAGUGUCAUUCGGAUCUGAAAAGAUAUCUCUGUACAUUUUGCGGGAAAGGAUUUAAUGAUACAUUUGAUCUGAAGAGGCACACAAGAACCCAUACUGGUAAGUUUUAACUUGAUACUUGUCGUGCACAAUUGAUUUCGGAUUAUAAAAGUUUUUCCAGGAGUCCGACCUUAUAAAUGCGAGAUGUGCGACAAGUCAUUUACUCAACGAUGUUCCCUUGAAUCUCAUACGCGAAAAGUUCAUGGAAAGACGCAUUGCUAUGGGUAUAAGGAAAGGCGGAGCAAGGUCAGUCUUAAUUUUACAAUCAACAUUGAUUCAUUGUCCCAUUGUUUACUUUUCAAGUUAAAAUUCGUAUUUUUAGGUGUUCGUUUGUGAAGAUUGCGGCUUCACUGCUCCCGCUUAUGACGAAUAUACAUCCCAUUUACAAGCCAAUCAUCCGCUGAGUGCUGUUCUUCUGAAAUUGAAUCAUUCGAAAUAUAAGUUGGACCAUUAA